AUGGAGAGAAAUGAAGCAAGGGAAGGGACUAUAGCUAUUGCAAUUGACAACGAUAAAACAAGCUGCCAAGCUCUAAAAUGGGCUGUGGACCAUUACAUACCCCGAGACGGGACAGUAAAACUCGUUCAUGUCGUCCAAAGAUCUUCUCUGAAUGCAAAUGGAUCUCACACAGAUGAUGAGUUAUCUGAUCAAAGACAACACAAUGGUAAACGAAGUUCGAGGUUUCUUGCAUUGCGCUGUCUUUGUAUGCGAAGAAAUAUACAAAGCGAAGUAGUUUUGCUGGAAGAACAGGAUGUUGCGAAAGCCUUGAUCGAAUAUAUUAGCCAGAAUUGUAUUUCCACAUUCUUGCUAGGCGCCUCAUUGAAGAAUAGCAUUACCAGGCUGUUCAAGGCUGAUGACAUUCCAAGUAAUGUGAUGAGAUGGGCUCCAGACUUCUGCACUGUAUAUGUCAUAUCAAAGGGAAGACUAUCUAAUGUAAGGUCAGCCUCUCGGCCUUUACCUCAGGCCUUGCCAUCUCCUUCUUCAGGGACCGCACCAGUAUUGUCACCGCGCAGCAACACGGAUGAGGCUCCUUCUGAGAUGUCAUUGUCAAGAGAAGAUGACGUUUUCUUUGAAGAGUUUUCAUCAUCCCUUGACCGAGAUUAUAGUGUGAACAGUAGUAGGAGGAUCAGUACAGACAGUUCGGUUCUCUCUUUCUAUGAGAAACUUGCAACUCCACACAUGUUGGAGAUUCCUAGAUUAUCUUUAUCUGCUCUGUAUGAUGAGAAA
Molecule: messenger RNA, 768 nt
Organism: Camelina sativa (false flax)
Lineage: Eukaryota; Viridiplantae; Streptophyta; Magnoliopsida; Brassicales; Brassicaceae
Source: RefSeq, a predicted model, not a curated record